AUGGAUUACGACCCUUCAUCUUCUUCAUCUUACCCACAAGCUGGACCUUCCAACUCGACACCUUUUUCCUCAGCACCUUUAAAUGCUAUAGAUCAUUCUUCAUCUCAAAUUGCGGCAGAAGGAUCGAUAGCGUACGAUGGGAUUGGAUUCUCUUCCUCUACAGGAAACCAUGAUCCUGAUUCUGAUUAUCGACCGCUGAGCGGACCUGGAUCUCGCGGAGGAAGGGGUAGUGGACGUUUACGCGGAUCAGGCUCAGGAUCAGGACGUGGUCGGGGACGUGGGAGUGGUAGAGGUAGGGGUAGAGGUGGUGGAAGGGGAAGUAGAGGUGGUAUGAGAGCAUCAACUAGAAUAUCAGAGAGAAUAGCUUCUGGACCAAACAUAAAUCCAUCGUCUUCUUCCUCUUCAAAAAUACAAUCGUUGAAGUUAUCAUUCAAAACUUCUGGUGGAGGUGGAAACGGAAACGAAUCUUCAGGCGGUAGAAUGAUGAGUUUCUUAGGUGAAUAUGAUAGAGAACUAGAUGAAAAUCCAGAAGAUCCAUUAGCUUUUGAAGAACAGUUCAUAUUAAGAGUACCUAAAGAAAUAGCAGAAGGUACCACUGGAAGUGGGAAAAUGGAAGGUCUGAGAGAAUUGGUUAAAGGUAAAGGAAAAGGGUUAGAUGGGAUCGAAUUCAAGUUCUUUGAUUCAAGAAGAGCUUCAUUCAAAUUCAACAAUCAACUGUAUUCAGCAAAACUAGUUGAUUUACCAAAUAUAAUCGAAUCACAAAAAACGUUUGAUAACAGACACCUUUUCAAGAUAUCAGAUAUAUCACAAAUGUUAGUCGUCGAUCCACAACCUAUAAAAGAUGAAUCAAUAAUCACUUCGCAACCUUUGAAAAUUGAUGAAUAUAUAUGGCCUCAUGGUAUAACGCCUCCAAUGAAAUAUGUAAGGAAAAGAAGGUUUCGGAAAAGAUUAAGUAGAAGAGCAAUUGAAGUAGUUGAAGAACAAGUUGAAGAUUUAUUGAAAAAAGAUCAAGAUGCUGAAGAACAUAAUUAUGACCUCAUAGACGUUCAUCCAGAUCCGGAAAUAUCGGAUCAAUACUAUGUGGAAUAUGACCCGAACGCACAUUGGUAUAAUCACGGAGCAUCAGGAUCAGAAUUUGGUGGCUCGGAGAUGUAUGACGAUCCAGGUUCCGUGGCGCCUUCGCAGAUGGAUGAUUGGGGAGAUGGAGAGGGCGAUUAUGGUGAGGAUGGCGAAGGUGAUGAAGGUGAGGGUGAUGAAGGCGAUGAAGGUGAUGAAGAUGGUACUCUAGAUCAGGAACUCGCUGCUGCCCUCAUGGAGAAAAUGGACGGCUCCGAUGGCUCUGAUGGUUCAGAAGAUGAAGAUCCAAUCUCUGGAUCAGACGAUGAUGACGAGGAUGAUGAAGGUGACAAAUCAGAAGAAGACGAUGAGACCAUUGAAAGACGAGCAAAGAUCAAACAAUUCACCAACGAAAUCAAAGCGCUGGAAGCUGCUAUCGAAAAGAAGAGAGCCGGUUUCGUUGGUGGUAACCCUAUCAUGAUGAAACGAUUUGAAGAGACGAUAUCGGGUCUACAGGCGGAUGUUCACGCUAAGAUAGCUGCUAGACAAUCAUUACAAGAUGAACUAGGCAAGGAUGAAGAGGGUGUUCCACCUACUAGUAAAUCAGAUCGAGCCGACGAGGAAGGGACAAGACGACCCAGUGGAGACAAAGAUGAAGAUGUUGAGAUGGAGGAAGAUGCUGAAGGUGAAGAAGAAGAUAACGAAGAAGGCGGAACUCCAGCUACAAGAAGAGAUUCAAGAGAUCGAGCUUCUUCGGCACCUUACUCUGAUGAAGAUGAUUUAUUCGGCGAAGAAGAUGAAGAAGAUGCAGAAGGCGACGGGGGAGAGAUUGAUCCAGAUGCAGAACGUGAUGACGACGAGGGGGACGGUGAAGGUGAAGAAGAAUACGAUGAUCAACCUGACAAUGAAGAGCAAGUCAGAGAAGGUGAAGGAGCAGAGGAAGAAGACGAAAUGUCAAAAUUGUUAGCUGCUGAAUUAGAUGGUUUAGAUCAAGCUGCAAUCAAUGAAGUUCCAGGAACACCGGAUCAACAAGAUUUGAACGAUGCUGCUGCUGCCGCCGCUCUAGAUGACUUCGCGUUAACAGGUGAUAACUCCAAUAUGGACACGAAUGACUUUGGUCAAUCAGAUGACUUCUCCUCGUUCAACUUUGAUCUACCGACAACGACAAUAGGAGGUGGAUUCGUCGAAGGUGGUGUAGGAAGAAGAAGAUUGGCUACCGGUGCCGAAGGUAGUAGUGAUGACAGUUCAGAUGAGAGUGAUGACUAG
This is a messenger RNA of Kwoniella shivajii, 2322 nucleotides long. RefSeq lists its product as uncharacterized. Bases 1 to 2322 code for a protein of 773 amino acids. NCBI's taxonomy places the organism in Eukaryota, Fungi, Basidiomycota, Tremellomycetes, Tremellales, Cryptococcaceae. Gene Ontology annotation, molecular function: RNA polymerase II general transcription initiation factor activity. Gene Ontology annotation, biological process: transcription initiation at RNA polymerase II promoter; RNA polymerase II preinitiation complex assembly. The record is from RefSeq and is a predicted model, not a curated record. The transcript is spliced from 6 exons. Gene Ontology annotation, cellular component: transcription factor TFIID complex.